Messenger RNA from Paraglomus brasilianum, 855 nucleotides. The record is from the annotation of a GenBank genome assembly. Lineage: Eukaryota; Fungi; Glomeromycota; Glomeromycetes; Paraglomerales; Paraglomeraceae.
AUGACUUAUCUAGUAAACAAACCCGAUCGAAAAGCCAAAGAAGUUUCAAAAUUGGACUUCACAGGGCAUUUACCUAUUAUGGUGUUGGGGGAAAAUUCACUAGCACGUAGGCCGACAAAAGAAAGUGUUGACAAUAAAGAAGAUCGGCACCUUCUUUAUAUGGUAGAAGAGCAGGUCGACAUUGUACAUGAGUUGGCGCAAGAACCAGUUGUUAAGUAUGGGAAUACAACCGUGAUAAAUAAUGGUAUUGGAAGACAAGAGUUUGCUCUCAUGCAGUCCAGUUUAUGUUCGGGGCGUCAGUUCGUAGUAGAAUACAGGAUACAAGAUGUUGUACGAGAACAGCAAUCAAAAGCAAUGUCGAGGGGGACUAUACCGAUAUUACAAUGGUGCCAUUCGAAUGAUGUUGCCCAAACCAGGAGAGAAUCCGAUCGUUGCAACUAUUCUUGGGGCAGCUGCACUGCGCGCCGAACCGGUGUCUUGGCGGGCAAUGCAUGGACGAAAGAGAAGUCGAAGACACUGUGUCGUCUUGUGGUCCCGAACGUUCAAUCUACCGAAGCAAGAAUUCCGGAAACCAUGUGUCAUGUGCCGAAGGGUGAAAAGCAGAAUAAAUCUCAAGAAGGUAGCAAGAUUCCGAAAAAUCCAUUUAUGUUAGUCGCAAAUAAAAAAGAUCGUAAACGCGUUGCAAAUUAUCUUAAUUGUAAUCUUGAAGGUGGGGAUCCCUCUACUUGUAUAUGUAAUGUGGAAAUCAUUAAACGGCAUGGUUUUAAUUAUAUCAUUACCAUCGGGGAAAGUCUCGCUGGAGUUCUUUUUCUGGACUGCUACGGUCGUGUGUUCAAAUGUGGGACUCAAUUUUAA